Molecule: messenger RNA, 723 nt
Organism: Penicilliopsis zonata CBS 506.65
Lineage: Eukaryota; Fungi; Ascomycota; Eurotiomycetes; Eurotiales; Aspergillaceae
Exons: 2
Coding region: 104-628 (174 amino acids)
Source: RefSeq, a predicted model, not a curated record
ACACUAUUGAAAUUGGCACCGUCACUCGCUACCUAGGUAGUCAUCUAGUUGUCUACCUUUUAAAAGUUCAAUACUAGUCAAUUAAACUAGUACUACAAUCGCUAUGCGCAUCUCUGUCGUCGCCCUCCUGGCCCUCGCCACAGGCAUCAACGCCGUCACGAAUGGCACAUCCGGCACAGGCACAGGCACAGGCACAGGCACGAAUGGCACGUCCGGCACAGGCACGAAUGGCACUCACCCCACGACCAGCGUGCCGCUCAGCACCGGUGUGUCUAGCACGGCAGCCAUCCCACUAUCGACAGGAGCGUACUCGAACGGCACGAGCAGCGCAGUCCCUUACUCCAACGCCACGACAACCCUUACAAAUAGCAACGGCGAGCCCACCGCCACUGUAACCGGUAGCUCUGGUGGUGGUGUUGGUGGUGUUGGUGGUGUCGGUGGUGGAGGGGAGACUUCCUCUGCUGCAGCAUCCUCAACUGCUACUGCUUCGUCGAGCGGCGCGAGUCCUGUCUCGCCUUCGUCUACGGGGUUCGUUCCCUCCAGUCUGGCUUCGUUUUCGUCCGAGAUAGGCUACAUGGCUGCCAUUGCGAUGAGUGCUGUGUGGGGUGUUUUGAUUGUUAUGGCUUGACCUUCAUUUAACUAGAUGUUCAAUCAUGAAAUAGUAAUGUAUUUAAUUGAAGAAUUGUGCAUUUUUUAAGACUGGCACUUCUAUGAAACAGACUC